GUUUGCAGCAUUCCUCAGCGACACGUCCUGCAGUAGCUCUGCAGCUGACCGCGCUCCGCCCCGCUUCCCUGCCUUCCAUCCUGCCUGCGUGUGUACAGCUCGUUCCACCCGCAGCCUCACCGUAUCGUCGUUUGCCCCUCGCAGGAGCGCGCAUUGUUUCUGCUCUCCUCUUUUCCCCUCUGACUGAAAACGUCCUCACACAUUGGACUGGGCCUUCGCCAGAUACAACAGGCAGAAGAAUGAAGGAUAAACAAAAAAGAAAGAAGGAGCGUACCUGGGCUGAGGCGGCCCGCAUGGUUUUGGAGAACUUCUCUGAUGCCCCAAUGACCCCUAAACAAAUUCUGCACGUCAUCCAGACAAAAGGGUUAAAGGAAAUGAGAAGUGGUACGGCUCCCCUGGCUUGUCUGGUCACCAUGCUGCACUCCCAGGUAAGGGGAGACAGAGUCAAGAACAGCAUCUUCUUUAAACUUCCCGGACGAAUGAGUCUCUUCACUCUCAAGAAAAAUGCCGUCCAGUGGACCAAGUCAAACUCUGAAUCUGAGGCGACAUCAGAACAGGGAGGAAACGCAGCCGUCACCGCCUCCGGGAACAUCUCCUCUGCGGCUGCAUCCGAUGCAGUCAUUGCAGACUCCAGUGAAACCGCGGAGCAGGAGAGCUGCAACUCGGAGACUGUUGUGACGACUGUGAUGGAUAAUGAUGCAUUGGCGGAUGAGAGUUCGUCCAGUGCCUCCUGCUCCACAGAGCUGCAGCCCACCAGCAGCCAGCCUCAGACCCGCCUCAGCAGAAUGACAGCAGGACAGCACAGACGUCUGGACACCCAGCAAGCCCAACAUUCCCAGACCCGACUGAGCCGCUCACGACAGUCUGGAAGACAAAGGAAGAAAGCUGUCAUGAUGCCCCGUGUUGUCCUCACUCCUCUAAAAGUAAAUGGAGAACAUGUCUCAUCAGGACCCAUAAAAAGGAAUCGAGGAGGGGUGGAUGUGGACUUUGAAACACCCGGCUCCAUCCUUGUGAACACCAACAUCAGGGCUCUGAUCAACGUGAGGACGUUCUCUGCCUUCCCGGCACACUCCCAGCAGCAGCUGCUUCAGCUUCUGCCGGAAGUUGAUCGACAGGUCGGGCCUGAUGGCACAGCCAGACUGAGUAGUUCAGCUCUAAAUAAUGAAUUCUUCACUCAUGCUUCUCAAAGCUGGAAAGAGAGAUUGGCUGAAGGUGAAUUUACCCACGAGAUGCAAGUCCGUUUAAGGCAGGAAAUGGAGAAAGAAAAGAAGGUCGAGGCUUGGAAGGAGAAGUUUUUUGAAGAGUACCAUGGGCAAAAGUCUGGCCUAACUCCAGAGGAAUCACUGAAGCUCACUGUGAGUGAAGCUAAUGAAGUAACUGGUUCCGUACUGGAGAGCGACGUUUCCUUGGUGGCAACUGGUCCUUCUAAGAGACGCAGUGUGGGCAGAAGGAGGAGGGAUGGCAGGAUGAGGAGACGUACACGCGUUGACCUUCGUCGCAGAGCUCGCCGGACGCUCUGCAAGGUCUCUCCAGCUUUACAGUCUACAGAAGCAGCUGAGUCCAGUGCUGGACUGGACAUUGCAGCAGUAUCCAUUGACUCGUCUGUGGGCAGUAACACAGUGGUUCAAGCAGAGGUGGUGCUCCAGGCUGACUGUGCAGUUGAGCUCCCCACUGAGGAUGCCUCUGAAGAGCAGAAGCCCUUCACACCAGAAGCAGUUGUUGUGGCUGCUCCAACUCCUGCUCCAAGUCGCAGCUCAAGUCCAACCUCUACCAGUGCGAACGAGGAACCUGAAGUUGCAGCUUUCCUUCUACCCAAAGAAAUCCCACCAGUAAUGGCCUCCACCAGCUCUCCUUCGUCCUCAUCCUCCUCCUCGUCUGCUUCAUCUCCUGCGUCUUCAACCUCAUCACCUGACAGACAAGGAGCUUUUGCAUCGGGUCUGGACUCAUCUUCAUCUUCCUCCUCAUCAUCCUCCAGUGCAACACUUCCGGCUGAUCCCUUGGAUGAUGCAGCCUCUGUGGUCACUUCCAUCACUGGUGGCACCGCAACCAGCAGCCGUGAGAGCAGUCCGUCAGCCAGCCCGGCCACCGCUGAUGUGCUCGGCACUGAGCAGAAGAGGCGACAAAAUGAGCCUGAAGCUCUCCCCAGCUUUCCAGAGAAAAGACCACGACUUGACAGCCGUCAGUCCUUUCGUACCACAAUUGACGGUGUCUGUUCAGAAAAGCCGCAGCCAACAACCGAAGAACCGAAGGUGCCACCCAUUCGGAUUCAACUAUCCAGAAUCAAACCUCCAUGGGUCAAAGGGCACCCCACUUACCAGAUCUGCCCACGGAUUGUGCCCUCCGGAGAGGGCUCACGCCGCUCUGGAACUGGGGGAGCACGAACUCUGGCAGACAUCAAAGCCCGAGCCCAGCAAGCCCGAGCCCAGAGGGAGGCCGCUGCUGCUGUUGCGGCCUCUGGCGAAAGGACAGGGACGACCAGUGUCGGGCUGCGGCCUGCUCUUGGGCUAUCGGAUAGCAACAGUGAACGACGAAGAAGAGAGCACCCAGGACCAACCGAGCCUGGAGGAGGGGGGCAGGAAGGAACCGGAGAUGAGAAGAAGGCGGCCAGUGAAAUGGAGGAGCAGGAAUCGUCUUCAGACGCUAAUUCGUCUGGAACACAAUUACAGCUUCAAUAUGUAGAAGCUCACUGUUCCCCUUCAUUAUCCAACACAUCCACCUCCAUGUCUGUGGAGUCCCCACAGGCCCCCAGUCCCCACCAAGAGGGGUCAGCUAGGAGUCUGAAAGUAACAGAAGAGGUUGAAGAAACAUCAGCAACUUCCCAGAGCUCCCCCUGUAGGUUCACAGACGGGCCUUGCAAUCUCUCCCCAGAUCCCAACAUUACAUCCAAGUCAUUGGGCACCCAAUCUUUUCAGGCAAACCAUUUGCAGGAGUCAGCCGAUGUCUCCGAGAUGGCAGGCAAAGGUUGUGUAAAAACCAUCCUGACCCAAACAUCAAUCCCUGAUUCCAUCCCUAGGUUUGGGACUCAGGGUGUAGACAUUUUACAGACAAUUGCCACUUCUUCUCAGAACAAAAAGCAGGAAAGACAAAAGGAGGAUGGACCCUGUGUCAUCGUCCAGCAUAGUUCACACCAUGAGGAACAGCGGGAAGUUUCGUCUCAUUCAGUGGUGAAACAGCCAGAGGGUUCUCUUCCUCAAUGUGAUGUGAAUCUCAGCAUCAGCAGAAAGAAAGAAGAAGAUGCAAAUACACACAGUGACUCCACAGAAACUGCUUCUGACUGUGAGAAUGAAGACCAGGAGGACGGGCAGCAGGAGUUGGCGGACCAAGAGUGGCGCUAUCCUCUGAGUACCCAGUGCCCUGGUACUCAGAGCCAGCAGCUCAUUGUGCAGUCCAAUAUGCUGGGUCACAAGGGUCAGACAGUCAUUCAGCCUUGCUUUCCAAAUGGUCUACCUGAGCUUCAGCAUAACCACCCUGAGUCCCAGGACCACCAUUCUGUCAUUACGGCACCUUUGCUGGGUUUCAGAGAAAAGAAUGCUGUGGUAAAAAUUAAGCUCAAAGAGGACCGUAAAGCCUCCAGAACAAGUUAUGUUGAGGAGUGCCAAGGAUCUUUAAAGUCUCCUGUCAUUCAUUUAAAUGUUGCUGCUGCUCCCAAAAGACUGGCUGGUCCAGCCAGAUCUGUUUCAAGUGUGGAGGCCAACAACCCUCUUGUUACUCAGCUUCUACAGGGCAGUCUUCCCCUUGAAAAAGUCCUCCCUUCACACUCAGCCAACAGGCUGGAGAUAAGCCGACUCCCAGGAACUCAAUCCAGGACACCAACUCUAAAGAACCCAGGAACUCGCAACAAAACUGAGGUCCCAGUCCAACUUUCUAGUCCAGAAGAAUCAGCUGUUCCUCAGGUUCUUAACCUGUCAUCAGUAGAGCAAUCUGGUUCCUGUCAGUCCCCAGUUGUGUCAGACUACCACCCUCCGAUGGCCCCUGGUGCUGUCCCAGUUAUUACUUCUGCACCACCCUCUUUUUCUUCUUCUGGAUUGUCAUCCAAAACCAAACCAGAUGUGUCUCUUACUGCAGUGGAGUCUACGGUCAACAAGUCUCAUGGCUCCCACUCAUCACAGGAGGGUGUUGCCAACCAGUGCCCAGAUACUCAUGGGAGUAUACCUAAUUUACCCUCCCCUCCCUAUGUGGACCCCUGUCCCCUGGAGGGGGUGGCAAUCAUAAAGGUCAAUCUACGGCCUCAGCAACCUCAGCAGGUGUCUCCUGCUUCCCCUCCGAAACAUGAAGCUAGCACCCGGCCGUCUUGCCAGGCCUUGGCUAAGGCUACGUCAGCUUUAACCCAUGGUGUUCUCAAAAAGGAACCUGGGAAUGCAAUAGAUGGGUACCUGUGUGGAGGAGCCAUGGAGGGACUUCUCAACAUGGAGCUGACACUGGCAAGGAUAGCCAAAAAAGACCAUGGAAAAGUUUCAUACUCAUCCAGCUCCCCUUCACCCUUGUCCUCAUCUCCCUCACCUUCCUCUUCCGCCUCCUCCCUGCCCUUCCCGUUGUAUGGAAAGCUUCCCAAACAGAGUGGAUGUGUGGGAGCUGUUAGCUACACAGCCAACCUGUCAAUGAUGGACAACAGUGGUUUUACCCGGGGUGUGACUGAAAGCGUGCUCCAGCUACGCCCUCGUCUGGCGCCCAGCCACGCUACUCUCAGCAUCCAAGCAUUCGCCGACAGUGCAACCGACGAGGUGGCCCUGAAGUGCUCCUGCCGCCUCAAAGCCAUGAUCAUGUGCCAAGGCUGUGGGGCUUUUUGCCACGAUGAUUGCAUUGGACCCUCCAAACUGUGUGUGUCGUGCCUUGUUGUCAGAUAGUGGGUUUUGGUGGAUUUGCUGUUGGAGGUAUGGUGGAUGUGCACAUGCCCUGUAAAUCUGGUCUGUUUCUUUGGUUGUUGCUGAUAUCAGAUUUUUAAGCUGUAUUGUUUAUUGAUAUUAUUAUUAUUAUUGUGAACUUGGAGCAUGAUUAAUUGUACAUUUUGCCAUUUACCUCAUGUUGUCUUGCUCCGCUUGUUAUCAGUGGUAGAUCACAAUUUUUUUGACAUCUAAUUUGCUCCGCAAACUAGAAAGUAUUGUCUCUUUGCAGAGUUAUUUUUUUAACCAUUGAAAGGAAUAAAACAUUGCUUCGUUAUUUUAAGUU
Messenger RNA from Oryzias latipes (Japanese medaka), 5166 nucleotides. Lineage: Eukaryota; Metazoa; Chordata; Actinopteri; Beloniformes; Adrianichthyidae. The record is from RefSeq and is a predicted model, not a curated record.